GGAUCAGGAUUAAAGUUAAACUCCCCUCCUUUUUCCUUUAAAUUUUAAAUUAAAAAAUAAACCCACUUGGCCAUUUCUAAUUAAUUUCAUGGGUUGGACGUUUUUUUGGGUAGCAAUUUGGAAAUAAGAAUUAUGAAUGACCUGCAGGUUCAAUGGAAUUUCUUAUAGGUAUCUGUGGGAUAUUUAGGUCAAUAUUGAAGAAACGGAUGCGACUUUUGACUCCAAGCACCGCGUGGAUUUUCGUUUUUUUGACUUUGAUUUGUCUGCUAAUCCCAGAAUAGAAGCAAGCGAGCGAGAGAAACAGAGAGAGAGAGAGAGAGAGAGAGAGAGCAGAAAGGGGAGAAAGUGUUCACGGAUUUUCAAAGGGAGCUUUAGACUUUUCCAGAUGGAAAGUCGCGCCUAAACUCUUCUAAGCCAAAGAAAGAAAGAAAGAAAGACGAGAGACCAAAUUCCCAAGUGGCGAAAUCUGAACGGACAGACUCCUCUAAUUUGGGUUUCAGAUUUUCUUGUCACCCUUUUGCGAAAUUUGUGUGGAAGCUCUCUCGUCUGCUGAAUUUUGCUUCGUGAUCCUUCUUGCUCCCUCCCUUUUAACCCUUUAUCUGAAAAGCCCCUGUUCUGAACUUUCGAAUAGGGGUGAUUCAGCUUCAAGCCUUAAAGCCCUUCAAGCAUGUCUGUGGAGUCGAGUUCCACUUCAGCUGAUGGUAAUAUCAAAGGAGUUCUCACUCAUGGUGGCCGCUACGUUCAGUACAAUAUCUAUGGGAAUCUGUUCGAGCUCCCUACUAAGUACGUCCCCCCGAUGCGACCCGUCGGCAGAGGUGCUUAUGGCAUUGUCUGUGCUGCCGUGAAUUCAGAGACACGUGAAGAGGUCGCAAUUAAGAAGAUUGGUAACGCCUUUGACAACAGAAUUGAUGCCAAAAGGACAUUAAGAGAAAUUAAGCUUCUUCGCCACUUGGAUCAUGAAAAUAUUAUUGCCAUCAAAGACAUUAUUCGACCUCCAAAAAGAGAGAACUUCAACGAUGUUUACAUUGUUUAUGAAUUAAUGGACACUGAUCUUCAUCAGAUAAUUCGCUCCAACCAAACAUUGGCGGAUGAUCAUUGUCAGUAUUUCUUGUAUCAGUUAUUACGAGGACUGAAGUAUGUACACUCAGCAAAUGUAUUGCACCGUGAUCUUAAGCCCAGCAAUUUGUUCUUAAAUGCAAAUUGUGACCUUAAGAUUGGGGACUUUGGAUUGGCAAGGACAACUUCUGAAACAGAUUUCAUGACUGAGUAUGUUGUUACUAGAUGGUACCGGGCACCAGAAUUGCUCCUAAAUUGCUCAGAGUAUACUGCUGCUAUCGAUGUUUGGUCAGUGGGUUGUAUUCUAGGUGAAAUCAUGACCCGUGAACCCCUUUUUCCUGGCAGAGAUUAUGUUCAUCAGUUGAGGCUCAUCACAGAGCUACUAGGUUCACCAGACGACUCCAGCCUUGGGUUCCUCAGAAGUGACAAUGCAAGGAGAUAUGUUAGGCAGCUUCCGCAGUACCCAAGGCAACAGCUCUCAGCUAGAUUCCCCAGUAUGUCUCCUGGGGCUGUUGAUUUGCUAGAGAAAAUGCUUGUGUUUGAUCCAAACAAACGCAUUACAGUUGAUGAGGCAUUGCGUCACUCAUAUUUGUCAUCUCUUCAUGAUAUCAAUGAUGAGCCUGUUUGUACUAGACCUUUCUCUUUUGAUUUCGAGCGACCAUCAUUCACUGAGGAGAAUAUUAAGGAGCUCAUCUGGAGGGAAUCUGUGAAGUUCAAUCCUGACCCAAUUCAUUAGGGAAUUGCUGUUGCUAUUUAUAGCUUAUAAUGUAAAAAGAUAUUGGGUAAUCAGUUUCCUGAAACUCACCUACCCUAACCCCUUCUAUAGAUACUGCCAGUCACUAAACAAGUUGUCAUUGAGGGUAAGAAGCCUGUAACAUAGAGCUCAUAGAAGGAAAUUGGCACAAACCUUUUUGCAGGGUCAGGGUUUAUCAGAAUAUCAAUACCCUACAUGCAUGACAGUGAAGGCCUUUUUCUUGAGCUCUAGACCAUGUUGGUGGAGCUGUUCAGACCCAUUAAUAUCUAGAGCCAGGGGGAGCUUUUGAUUUUAGAAUUCUGUAGAAGAGAUUAUGUGUAAUCUUUAAGGUGCAUUGAUUCUGAUCUAUCCAUUUGUAAUAAAAAUGUGUGAAUCCAAGAAAUUGCUUUGAUGUACUUCAUGGAUUAAGAUCA
Molecule: messenger RNA, 2223 nt
Organism: Macadamia integrifolia
Lineage: Eukaryota; Viridiplantae; Streptophyta; Magnoliopsida; Proteales; Proteaceae
Product: mitogen-activated protein kinase homolog MMK2
Exons: 6
Coding region: 668-1792 (374 amino acids)
Biological process (GO): intracellular signal transduction; protein phosphorylation
Cellular component (GO): cytoplasm; nucleus
Molecular function (GO): ATP binding; MAP kinase activity
Source: RefSeq, a predicted model, not a curated record